Mesorhabditis spiculigera is the source of this 753-nucleotide messenger RNA. The record is from the annotation of a GenBank genome assembly. NCBI's taxonomy places the organism in Eukaryota, Metazoa, Nematoda, Chromadorea, Rhabditida, Rhabditidae.
AUGCGAAGCUGCACCUUACUCCUGCUCGCCGCCGGCUACAUCGGGCUGAAUGCGGAUCCGGAAUGCCCGGGCUAUUACAGCUACUUGGAUGCUGGGUCCCGGAAAGACUGCAUUGCUGUGUAUACAAGCAACCGAACUUUUGCCACGGCUGAAGGUGUGUGUGCGUAUGAAGGCGGUCACCUUACUUCGAUUCAUUCCGCCUUCGAAAACAACCUCCUGGUAGCUUACGGCAAACAACGGCUCGAUUCGGGGAGGAUGUGGCUGGGACUGAAACUCCCAGAUCCGACAUCAUCAACGUGGAGUUGCCCGGCGAAUUGGCGGUACUUUGAUUACACAAACCAGUGCUACUAUGCGAACGAACAAGGCGGUAGCUAUCAAUAUGCUAGGUUAUACUGUCAAGGGACGCGCGGCGGAGAUUUGGUCUCGAUCCACAGCGCCGUCGAAGCCGAGUUCGUCGCCCGAAACAUCGUCUGGCAUCAAUGCGGAAGCAAUCAAAAUGGAAAAAAGUAUGGCGAAGCGCUUCUGGGAGGCAUCUUUUCAAACGGAAAACUAGCGAGCUGGUCCGAUGGUAGCCGCGUCGAUUAUGUCCACUACGUGUGGAGGGAAAAAGAUGGUGUGCUGCUGGUGUGUGGCCAUGAUGGCGGAUCGGGCUGCGGGGACUGCUACAAUGGGGAUUGGUAUGGGCCAGGAUUUAGUCCGUCUAGCGGCGAGGCAUAUGCAUCGUUCGUCUGCAUGGCACGGCCAUGGGGGCAU